AUGAAUCGGGAUGUUCUCAUGAUCCUUGCUAAUGAAGUCAAGCCUUUUCUUGAGCUUAGUCGUGGUCCACACAGAGACGAUGUAUUUUCAGUGGAAAAACAAUUGGCUAUGACUUUAUACUAUCUCAGAGAUCAGGGGUCUAUUCUUAUGACUGCUAAUGCUUUUGGAGUUGCCCUUUGUACAGUGUCUGUUGUUGUUCGUAUAGUUUGCUAUGUUUUGACUAAUAAGUGUGAACUAAAUGUUCUCAAACUGCCAACCACAGAACAAGAGAUGAUGGAGCUUGUGUCUAAAAUGGAGAACAAAUUUUGUUUUCUUCUAGCAUUUGGAUGUGUGGAUGGAACACAAAUCCCUAUUCUAUCACCUAGGGAGAAUCCGUAUGAUUACCUCAGUUACAAAAUGGAGCAUACUUUGAACAUUCAAACGGUUUGCAACUACAAGGGAACUUUCUUACAUGUUGAUGUAAGGUGGCCAUGA
Messenger RNA from Pocillopora damicornis (cauliflower coral), 474 nucleotides. RefSeq lists its product as uncharacterized. The record is from RefSeq and is a predicted model, not a curated record. Lineage: Eukaryota; Metazoa; Cnidaria; Anthozoa; Scleractinia; Pocilloporidae.